Molecule: messenger RNA, 672 nt
Organism: Entamoeba dispar SAW760
Lineage: Eukaryota; Evosea; Mastigamoebida; Endamoebidae
Product: actin, putative
Exons: 1
Coding region: 1-672 (223 amino acids)
Source: RefSeq, a predicted model, not a curated record
AUGGAUUCAGGUGAUGGAGUUUCACACACUGUUCCAAUUUAUGAAGGAUUCUCACUUCCACAUGCUAUUCUUAGACUUGAUCUUGCAGGACGUGAUCUUACUGAUUAUCUUAUGAAAAUCUUAACUGAAAGAGGAUAUGCAUUCACUACUACUGCAGAAAGAGAAAUUGUUAGAGAUAUUAAAGAAAAACUUUGCUAUGUUGCAGAAGAUUUCAAUGAAGAAAUGCAAAAAGCAGCAUCAAGCAGUGAACUUGAAAAGAGCUAUGAACUUCCAGAUGGACAAGUUAUCACAGUUGGAAAUGAAAGAUUCAGAUGCCCAGAAGCACUCUUCCAACCAUCAUUCCUUGGUAUGGAAUGUAAUGGUAUUCAUGAAACUACCUACAAUUCAAUUAUGAAAUGUGAUGUUGAUAUUAGAAAGGAUCUUUAUGGAAAUAUUGUUCUUUCAGGAGGAACAUCAAUGUAUCCAGGUAUUAACACCAGACUUGAAAAAGAAAUGAUUCAAUUAGCACCACCAACAAUGAAGAUUAAGGUUAUUGCCCCACCAGAAAGAAAAUAUUCAGUUUGGAUUGGAGGAUCAAUUCUUGCAUCACUUUCUACAUUCCAAAAUAUGUGGAUUACCAAAGAAGAAUAUGAUGAAUCAGGACCAGCUAUUGUCCACAGAAAAUGCUUCUAA